Messenger RNA from Lachancea thermotolerans CBS 6340, 4611 nucleotides. It is a transcript of the gene PEP1, whose product is annotated as type I sorting receptor. The transcript has a single exon. Lineage: Eukaryota; Fungi; Ascomycota; Saccharomycetes; Saccharomycetales; Saccharomycetaceae. Gene Ontology annotation, molecular function: protein binding. The record is from RefSeq and is a predicted model, not a curated record. Bases 1 to 4611 code for a protein of 1536 amino acids. Gene Ontology annotation, cellular component: membrane; Golgi apparatus. Gene Ontology annotation, biological process: protein targeting to vacuole; Golgi to endosome transport; Golgi to vacuole transport.
AUGAUAGCGUUCAAGCUACUUUUGUUGGUCUGGGCUAGCAUAGCUUUGGCGAAAUGGGAGCCGCGGGUGACUAGUACGAAAAGCUCGUUGUCUUUCACCCUUCAGGUGUUUGACGACUCGACGACGCUUAUGACUAUCGACCACGGGAAACUCAAAAUCAGCCACGAUAACGGUCUCAAUUGGGAUGUCUUAGAUCAGCUAGGCCGCAGGGUCUCUAGAGUCGAGGUCGACCGGAACUACCCUAAGUCCCGGGCUUUUGCCGUCGACGCGGAAGGAAAGGUUGUAUACAAAACAGAUGAUAAGGGCCAGCAUUGGGAGAAGUUGAAUUUCGAUUCGCCGAUAGUUGGUGACGAAAAUGAUGCGCCCUUGAGCAUGACCGCAUACUUUGAAACAAACCCGUUAUCUGACGGAGACAUCUUAGUGCAUGUCGCGGGUUGCGAUAUAGUGGAUGGGAACUUUCUGCAUUGCAGCAGCUCAAAAAGAGUUUUUGUUUCUAGUAACGGCAAAGACUUCAGCCUUGUCGAAAGCUUGAAAGCAGAGAGCGAAGAAAAAGACGGCGAAGAAGUCUUUAGCGUAUUUUGCAGAUUUGAUGGCUUCAAGCCUGAGGAUAGUGAGGCAGGCGACGCCCACGGCAUUGUUUGCGAAGUCGAUUCGAUGGAAACAAAGGAUUCAGAAACUGUCAGAUCCAGCAAGGUUUUCCAGUCGAGCGACUACGGAAAAACAUUACAAAUCCCUCAUGGCUUCGAAGAUCUCAACAUUGUUUCCUUGAUUCACGUCGGAGACUACAACGUUAUCACAACUGUGGAAGAUAAAUACAACCCAGACUCAGCAUCUCAACUCUGGAUAUCCCGGGAUGGACUCAAUUAUGAAAAGGCUGUUAUUCCAACAAGAACAGGGCGAUACACUUUUGUAUUGAAAUUUGGUAGCUCUAGCAAGGAACUUGCUCUCCAGAAUAACGCCUUCACAGAUUCUGGAGAAAAGACGCCCUCUGUGUUGAUUUCGACUUCCAAUGGAACCAAGUUUACUCCACUUACUGAGGCGGCGGCUGUUGGCUACUACUCUUUGAGCGGCGUAGGAAAUCAGGAAGGCGUUGUCGCCUACACCGUUUCAACGCCUAAUUAUAGCGAUGAAAGUAAAGAAAGUCCAGAUAAAGCAAAAAUCUCGUUCGAUAAUGGCAAAACUUGGUCAAACCUCCGCAUAGAUGACCCGGAUCACGAAUUCGAUUGUGAUACAAGUGAUCCUGAAAACUGUUAUUUAAGGCCUCUUUGGUUUUUAGAAGAUUGGAGGAAUUCUCAUGUUACGACUACGCCUGGAAUCUCCGCCUGUGUUGCUGAAGUGAUUGGCGACAGUGGGAAGCCGUCUUCGUUUGAGAAUGUCAAAACUUUCAUAACCGGCAAUGGAGGAUACUCUUGGCAUAAAAUUUUAGAUUUCCCUGCAUCAGUUGUAUUUGGAGACUAUGGCAAUAUCAUUUUGGCAGUUCCUUUCUCGCCGGAUAAUGACGGUGACCCUGCUGCUGAGUUUUAUUAUUCUUUAGAUCAAGGUAAUACCUGGAGUGAAUACCAAUUCAAGGAGCCGUUGUAUUUUAUCAAUUUUGUUCCAACGGCCCUUGAUGGCUCAGGUGCCACUUUUAUCCUCCAGGCCGCCACUCCUACAGGCCGUGAUGAUGGCCGGUUUUUGACUGUCGACUUUUCUGAUGCGUUUGAUGGAAACAAAUGCACAGAUUCUGACAUGGGUGAAUGGUACACCAAUGGAGGCGGAUGUGUUAGUGGCUCGAAACACAAGUUCCGCAGAAGAAAAGAGGACGCAAAGUGUCUUGUGAAGGAACUUUUCAAGGAUUUAGAACCCACAGAGGAGACCUGCGAUUGCACGAAGAGUGAUUAUGAAUGCUCUCCGGAAUUUUCCCUUAAUAAAGACGGCGAAUGCGUCUUAGACCGCAAUUUAUUAGAGAUUAGUGGGACUUGUGGCGGUGAAAACAAAGACAGGAAGAUAAAGCUUUUGCCUAUGGUGCUGGAAAGAGGAAACAAGUGUCGCGCGCCUUUAAAAAUAGACACAAUUGAGAUUGAUUGUGGUGCUUACUUCGAGGGGGGUGAGCCCUCUCCUAUAAAAAUUGAGGAGCAUACGCUAGACUUUGGUCUCAAAUCCUACCAGUACUUCGACACUAUAGCCGAUGAGACACUUUUACUUGGAUCCGACAACCACGAGGUUUACAUCUCUUACGAUAGCGGUCAAACCACGCAAAAACUUGAUUUCCAGGAUAAAAUCAUUGAAGUUGUUUUCAACCAAUAUUUCAACACUAGUGCCUACCUUUUCGGAUCGAGCAACAAGCUUUAUGUCACUCAUGAUAGAGCAAGAUCUUUCAAAGAAUACAAACUGCCUGAUGCCAAGCAGUUAGGAUUUCCCCUUACUUUCCACGCUAAAGACGUAGACACAUUCAUUUUUUACGGAGCUAAGGAUUGUGACAGUCUCUUCAGUCCUAACUGCCAUGCAGUGGCGUAUAUCACUAAGGAUGGCGGUAAAAGAUUCAGAGAGCUCACGCAGGGUGCACUAAGGUGCGAGUUCAUAGGCUCUAUCAAUGAUGACUCUGCCGACCCAGACAUGAUAAUGUGUCUGGUGAAAGACAAAGGAGCAAAUGAACGGCAUGUUGUCACAAGCAGUAAUUUUUUUGAAAAUCAGAAGACGGUUUUCGAAAAUGCAAUUGGAUUCAUCUCUGCGGGAGAAUACACGAUAAUCGCUGUCCCCCAUGACAAUGAUGAGCUGAGAGCAUAUGUUACCGUAGACGGUAGAGAGUUUGCCGAGGCAAGCCUUCCCGCUGAGUUGAAUAUUGAUAAACAGCAGGCAUACACAGUUUUGGGUUCUCAGGAGGGCGCCAUAUUUUUUCACCUAACGACUGAAAUGAAACAGGGCUCAGAAUACGGUGCCUUGAUGAAAUCGAACUCAAACGGAACAUCUUUUGUUGUUUUAGAGCGAGCCGUCAACAGAGGAUCCUCUGGAUUUGUUGAUUUUGAAAAAGCGCUAGGCCUUGAGGGAAUAAUUAUGAUCAACACAGUCUCGAAUGCAGAAGAGGUUUCCUCUGGUUCAGGUGUUCAAAAGAAGCUGAAGUCAAAGAUAUCCUUCAAUGAUGGCGCCGAUUGGAUCUAUUUGAGUCCACCUGAGAGAGAUUCCGAGGGCAAAAAGUACCAGUGCGACUCCAAAUCAUUAUCGUCAUGUUCUCUAAAUUUGCAUGGUUACACCGAAAGAAAAGACGAAAGAGACACUUACUCAUCUGGAUCGGCGUUGGGGUACAUGAUCGGCGUUGGCAAUGUUGGCGAGUACCUUCUUCCAAAAGAAGAAUGCUCAACCUUCAUUACAACCGAUGGCGGUUUUACCUGGAAAGAAAUCAAGAAAGGAUCAUACCAAUGGGAGUUCGGUGAUCGUGGUAGUGUUAUCGUGUUGGUCAAAGACCAGCAAAAAACUGACUUAAUAACGUACUCGGUUGAUUCAGGCAAAACAUGGAAUGACUAUAAGUUUGCUGGCGAGGAGCUCUAUGUUGAGGACAUAAUAACUACCCCACAAGAUUCUGCAAUGCGCUUCCUGUUGAUUGGAAAAUCGAGUUCUAUUAGUGGUAAAGAUACCAAAACUUUUACUGUUGAUUUCACUCAGUCGUUUGAUCGCCAAUGCCAACUGGACCGCGAUUAUCAAUACCGCGUUUUUGGCGACUGCCUUUUUGGACAUCAAGCUGAGUACUUGCAAAAGGUCAACGAUAACUGCUAUAAUGGGGCUGCCCCACUUGAAGGUAUGAAAAAAAUUGUCAAAAAUUGUUCUUGUACCAGAAGCGACUUCGAAUGCGACUACAAUUACUACAAGGCAAACGACGGCACAUGCAAACUGGUGAAGGGCUUGGAGCCUGCUGACCCAAGCCAAAUCUGUAAGAAAGAUUCUGACCUGAUAGAAUAUUUCGAGAUUACAGGCUAUAGAAAGAUUCCUUUGUCAACCUGCGAAGGAGGAUUGCGCCUGGAUGUGGCUUCUAAGUCUCAUGCAUGCCCAGGAAAAGAGAAAGAGUUCAAAAACAAGUACGGUGUCAGUGGAAGACACAUUCUUUACAUCAUGAUCGCCCCCGUAUUGAUAUUUAUCGGAGCUGCAUGGUUUGUAUACGAAAGAGGUAUCAAGAGAAACGGUGGCUUGUCUCGAUUUGGAGAAAUAAGGCUUGGAGAUGACGAUCUCGUGGAAGAGAAUUUUACCGACCGUGUUGUUAACUCUGUUGUGAGAGUAGGCGUCUUCGGCUUUUCAGCUCUUGCAGCCUCAAAGCAACUAGUUCAGCGUAAUGCUGUAAAUGCAUGGCAGCGACUAAAACUGCGCAUUCAAGGCGGUCGGGGAGGACCAAGCUAUUCAUCACUAACGCAUGAGCAGCUUCUGGAUGAGGCGGACGAGCUUUUAGCAGGCCACGACGAAGAUGCCAACGACCUAGCGAGCUUUAUUGAUAGCGAAGGUGACUACGACAUUGGUGCAGAAGAACUUCCACAGACUCAUUCGCCUGCACCAUAUACCGAUCAUGAACCAAGCGAUCAUGAAACUUCCAGUCAUGAAACCGCUGAUCACAACAACGAAAAUGGCGGCAACUCGAAUGAGGUGUGA